This is a messenger RNA of Dreissena polymorpha, 9276 nucleotides long. Its product is annotated as protein phosphatase inhibitor 2-like. The transcript is spliced from 4 exons. The record is from RefSeq and is a predicted model, not a curated record. Gene Ontology annotation, molecular function: protein phosphatase inhibitor activity. Bases 28 to 741 code for a protein of 237 amino acids. Gene Ontology annotation, biological process: regulation of signal transduction. NCBI's taxonomy places the organism in Eukaryota, Metazoa, Mollusca, Bivalvia, Myida, Dreissenidae.
ACUGACAUUUUGGGAUACAUUUACAAAAUGGCGUCAUCAGAAAAACGACCAAGGAAGGGGAUUCUCAAAACCUCGACAAGCUUCGAUCAAGUUGAACAUAAUGCAAAAGGGAAGGAAAUGAAAUGGGAUGAGAUGAACAUACUAGCCACACACCAUCCACCUGACAAGGACUAUGGUCACAUGAAAAUAGACGAACCGCCCACUCCAUAUAACAAAUACUCCGAGGGUGAGGAUGAAGAGGAGGGGGAAACUCUGGAAAGAAGAGGCAGUUUUGGCAACAGCAGCAAAUCUGAUGUUGACCCAACAACGUUGACAGACAGACUGGAGGGUUUGGAUCACAAGAGGGUGAGGAAGGUGUCUACAGAGGAGGAGGAGUCCAGUGAGGAUGAUGAGGACCUCACACCAGAGCAGCUUGCUCACAAGAAACAGUUUCAACAGAAAAGAAAGAUGCACUAUAACGAAUUCCAGGCAGUUCUGCUGGCUAAGCAACUCUUGGAUGAGGAAGAUGACGAUGAUGCUGAUGACGAAGCAAACACCAAUGAGGCCAAUGAUGAGGAUUUGGAGGAGAACAAUGGUAAUGCGACGGACAGUGUUCAAAUGGUCACAGAGGAAAGCGGGAUUUCACUGGAGAGCAAUUCAGGUGACCAGCAGUCUGAAAGUCCUAGACGAAGUCAGGGAGCCAAGCGCAGUAAUAUUACAACCAUGGAUGACACUGGACAUUUAGAGACUCAAAUAAAUUAAUUGUAUUAGCCUACUUAAACCUGCAUGUUCAUGUAUAGAGUUUAGGGUGGUUCCUUUAGCAAAGGCCUAGUUAAAUAUGUGGUUUUUAGUGUAAAAAAAUCUUAUUUUGUACCGGUUGCGUACAGGCAAAGAUUAUAGAUUCUAAUCUCUUCCACUAAAUGUUGAAAUUUACUCAGCUUAUUUAUUAAAAUGAAGAUUAAUGCAGCUUAAAGAAAACAACGCAUUGAAUCAGAAGGCAAAGAUAUGGGUAUGUGCGUAAAUUUUCAACAAAUACUUUUGUAAGAAUUGUUUUAUCAUCAUGACAAAAAAUAGCUUUACUGUUUACAGCCUCUGAAGAAUGAAAAAUGACUAUAUUGAAGAAAUGUAUGGGAACAUGUAAUACUGUAUUUGCUCAGGCUAGAAGCUCAUUAAAAAUUGUGUAUUUACCAAUGAACAUACACACAUAUAUAAGAUAUUGUUAAUCUACGUAUAUAAUGACUGUUAAAUAUCUGGCAAAACAUAUAACACAUACUUUUUUCUACUGAACAAUAUUCAAAACAUGUCUUACGCGGUUAUGGAAGAACAUCAAGAAUAUGCAGUUGAAACAUUUGUUGUGUAUUGUUGAAAAAAACACAAAGAAAUUGAGUGUGAAAAGGGUAAUUUGAUCCUAAUAAAACAUAUAUUGUCUUUUGUAAGCACAGCAAUGUACCUUCUUUAUGCCCCCGAUCUUUCGAUAUUGUUUUUGGCCUGUCUGUCUGUCAUUCGUUGUGUGUGUCCCAAAACUUUAACCUUGGUUUUGGUUAAAGUUUUGCAAUAGCUUUUGCAUUAUUGAAGAUAGCAACUUGAUAUUUAGCAUGCAUGUGUAUCUCAUGGAGCUGCACAUUUUGAGUGGUGAAAGAUCAAGGUAAUACUUCAAGGUCAAAGGUCAAACAUAUGGCUUCAAAGCAGGGCAAUAGGUGGCAUUGUGUUUCUGACACACACAUCUCUUGUUUUAAUAAGCAAUGUAAAUGUUGCACAUUGUUUGUUAUAAGUAUUGAAAAUCAAAAUUGAACUUUAAAAAUUAAAGAUUUUGGUCUAUACAUGUUUUUGCAGCGUUGAUUGAGCUUUUUUCCAGUAUGUUAUACUUUGGGGUUUUGUCUUCUUUGUAUAACCAUUGUUACUCAAGUAUUGAAUCAUAGAUAGAAACACCUUAAGGUUUUAUCUUACUAAGCCUUUGUUGAUUAUUGUUACUUUGUUUGUCAUGUUAAUUGGCCAUGAUUCUUUAUUCAUGAAUCUUUAAUGUAGUCCUUGAUUUUUUGCUUUAUAUACAAGUGUAUUGUUUUUUCUAAUGCAUGUUAUGUUUUUGGUAUGCUUUGCUGUCCGUGCGUGUGUCUGUCCGUCCGUGCACAAUUUUUGUCAGGGCUAUUUCUCAGCAAUUAAUGACCAGAAUUCAAUUAAACUUUAUGGGAAGCUUCACUACCAAGAAGAGAUGUGCAUAUUAUCAGCUGGUUCUGGUCGAUGAUUUUACACAGAGUUAUGGCCCUUUGAAAUUCUCCAUGGUACAUAUAGUGCAAUUCUUGUCAGAGCUUUUUCUCAGAAACUUAUUAUGGGAAUUCAAUGAAACUUUAUGGGAAGCUUCACUACCAACAGAUGUGCAUAUUAUCAGCCGGUUAUGGUCGGAUGCUUUUUCACAGAGUUAUGGCCCUUUGAAAUUUUCUAUAAACUAUACAUAUAGUGCAAUUCUUGUCCGGGCUAUUUCUCCCCAACUACUGACUGGAAUAAUAUGAAGUUUUAUGGGAAGCUUAAUCACCUUGAGGAGAUGCGCAUGUUAUUAGUGGGUUCUGGUUAGAUGAUUUAUUUAGAGAGUUAUGGCCCUUUGAAAUUUUUAAGUUGCUAAACCAUCCAUUGAUUAUUUUGUCCAAAGUUAUGCCCCUCAAGACUUUUCCUUUUAUCUGAAUAUAUAGUGCAAUAUUGGGACACAAAAAACCUUUGGGGAGCAUCACCUGUCUCCGACAGUUUCUUGUUUCUCUUGCAAACAUGUUAUUGUGACUAAAACCUUUAUUUGACUUUAAUCAAGUUAUAACCCUUAUUUCUUGUUUGGUCAACCAACAGUAUUUGAAUGUUUGAUGGAUUUAAACACUUUAGGAAAAUAAAACACCCUUGUAUGCAAUUGAUAUAUUGUUUAGUAACAUAGAUUACUAAUGUAUCAGUGGGUGUUCAAUCUUGUCUUGAGUAGUUGUUACGGCCAGGGCAAAGUGGUUUAUCUAUACACAUUAAGUUAGGAAUGUACUUUUGUGUGCUGGUAAGUGCUAUUUUUCAUCAAGCAAAGUGCUAAAUAGGACUGUUUUCUUGAUUAUUAUUUUUCAAUGUAGAUGAAAACAGUUGUUGCAUCUUUAUUGUGUAUGGUACAUGUAUAACAAUUUAGUACAGUAACUAUGGCAUUAGUACAUUAUGUAUUACAAUUGUCACUGUCGAUGCUGUUUUACGCCUUGGUAAGUGUUCAUGUUCCUCACAUGAACGUUAGAUGUUCAAUUUUUGGUUUUAGUAUUUUGUUUCAAACAAAAAUAAUAAAAACAGAUUUUUUUGUCAUUAUCAGUGUUUCAAUCACAUCAUUUUAAGCUCAAACUCAAGAUUUGUCUUAUCAAAGAUUUUCCAUCAUUAUUUUAUUCAUUUGUCAGUAUAACACUAUUAUAUACAAUACUUUGACGAUAGUUGUUCCUUUCACAAAAGUUUGCAUUCUCUGGACAAUAUUGAAUAAAAAAAAGAUGUCAUACCUGGUUAACUUAUUUAAACAUCGCAUAAAUAUGCUUUACACAGCAGUACAAAGAAAAUGCAAGUAGAUGAACGAUUGUUUGAAAUGGUUUUGUUUUUUAUGUGAGAUCGGCUUCAAACUUAAAAAUAUUGUUUAUUUUUUGAUAACAUAGUUGAAUCUCAUAAUUGACUUCUGUCGUAAAACGUUUUUCUUAAUAUAUAUAUUUUUUUGUAGAAGGAAGGUUCAUACCUAGUAUAUGUAAUGAUUCAAUAUCAAAGACGAGUCCAAAAGAGAUUAUUAGCAUCAUUUACUAGGCUCUGAUUUUUCAAAAAUUCUUUUUUUUAUUCGGUUUUAGAAAAAGUCGCUUUUUUAUGGAGUCAUAUUACUGUAUUGAAGUGUCGGUUAAUGAAUUAAAAAAACAUAUAGUUAUGCUGUUUGUUUCACAUGUAGUUUUUGAGUUACACUUUUCAUGUAUAAAAAUAAAAAUAUUUGCAUCCACUUCUCUGAUGUCAAAUUUCUUUUAUAUUGGUAAGGCAUUUUUAUUGCUAAUAUAUUUUACACUUCUUCUUGUUGCGAUCUUAAUUUUCUCUUCUGAAGUGAAAACUCCAUGUUAUGUUUGCACAUUUAUAAAAUAAUGUUCAUUUCAGCAACAUACAUGUGUAGGUGUUUCCUAUAUAAUAAUGUUAAUAGAUAUGCUCACAAAAUAUGUAAAUACUUUAGGAGGGUGUUUUUUUUUCGAAUUUAAGGAAAUAACUUUUCCCAAAUGAGCUUUUUCAAAAUGGGCACAUGAUUUCAUGUUUUUUUAUGGUUUCAAAGACAUGUCUUCUGAGAUCAUUUGUUUUCUGUAAAACUGUCUUUAUUGAUGAUUGAUCACUCUGCAGUGCUCCAGAUAAGCUAUUUUACAUUGUGUAAAUGUGUGCAUACUUCUGUUACCUUGGGUGUUAUAGACUUCUGUUACCUUGGGUGUUAUAGACUUCUGUUACAUUGGGUGUUAUAGACUUCUGUUACCUUGGGUGUUAUAGACUUCUGUUACCUUGGGUGUCAUAGACUUCUGUUACCUUGGGUGUUAUAGACCUCUGUUACCUUGGGUGUUAUAGACUUCUGUUACCUUGGGUGUUAUAGACUUCUGUUACCUUGGGUGUUAUAGACUUCUGUUACCUUGGGUGUUAUAGACUUCUGUUACCUUGGGUGUUAUAGACUUCUGUUACCUUGGGUGUUAUAGACACAUCCUGAGAAUCUUUGAGUUACAUGUGCACAAUUUGUGGUGAUAAAUUACCACACUUAAACAGUGUUGAUUUUACAUGUACACUCAUCAACAUUUAAAGGGAUACAGGUAUACACUGUACAAAUGUUAUUAGGGUAACCAAUAUGUUUCUUAAAAGUUUUCCGCCAAUGUUUUGAGCUGGUACUGCUUAAAUGAUUACAAAAUGUAAUACAAUGGCAUUGAGUUUGUUUGUUUGUUGUUGUUUUUGUGCAAAGUGUUUUGCCAGUCGUCUUUUGUGCUUCUGUGUUGUUUAUGGAUUGGUAUACAUGUGUUCUUUGUGAAAGUUUUGUGCAUGUUUUGCUGAUCCCUAAAUUGUUCCCUUCAUAGUCAUUCCCUGUGUAAAUAAAGGUCAACUAUGUAAGGAACUGAUGAUGUAAUCAUUUCUAGAAAUGUGAGGUUUUAUUAAAUAUGUUAUGACAUAGCAUUGGACAACUUAGCAAUUAUUUUUGUAAAAGUGUGACUUAAAAAAUUUAAUUUUUACACUUUAAGAUUUUUAAACAUAUUAAUAUUAAUGUUAAUUAUAAUUGUAACAUUAUUGUUUUAAUUAUCAUAGUUUUAUUUGAUGCCAGAUAUAUGUAUUCUUCAUGUACAGUUCUAGUUUUCAAACAAUGUAGUGUGGUAACUUCUCUCCAAUAUACUCCUCCUCAGAUAAGUCUUAGUCACUAUUUCUUUUGUAUAUUCAUUAGAUAAUUGUCGUUAUACUCAUAGUAUUUUCAUAGCUCAUGUGCAGUGUACAUACACAAUAAAACGUGUGUACAGAGAUCUUUUUUCAGUAAACAGCAAGUUGUCUAGUUUGCCGUCCAUUUACAAAAUCUUUCUGGUAUACUGUUUUAUCCCCGCCAUAGGCGGAGGGCUAUUGUUUUGGCGUUGUCUGUUCGUCUUUCCGUCUGUCCGUCCGGCACUUUUGUGUCCGGAGCCAUAUCUUGGAAGUGCUUUGGCGGAUUUUAUUGAAACUUGGAAUGAGUAUAUAUAUGGAUAAGAGCAUGAUGCACGCCAAAUGGCAUUGUACACCAUUGGAUAAUAACGGAGUUAUGGCCCUUUGUAUCUUGAAAAAAUGCUUUUUAGUGUUUGUCCGGAGCCAUAUCUUGGAAGUGCUUUGACAGAUUUUAUUGAAACUUGGUAUGAGUAUAUAUAUGAAUAAGACGAUGAUGCACGCCAAAUGGCAUUGUACACCAUCAGAUAAAAACAGAGUUAUGGCCCUUUGUAUCUUGAAAAAAUGCUUUUUUUGUGUGUCCGAAGCCAUAUAUUAGAAGUGCUUUGACGGAUUUCAUUGAAACUUGGUAUGAGUAUACAUAUGGAUUAGAGGAUGAUGCACGUUGGCAUUGUCCAUGUGUCCAGAAGUAUAAUGGCUGGGGAUAUCAAUUCAACGAAUUUGCAUGUUUAAUUUGUUGUGGAGUGAGGUUGGACAAUUUUGGAAUGUGAAAUAACUCUUGUCUAAAUGGUCAGCUUAUAUGAAAAUUGUUAUGUGACAAAUAAACGACCAAUUUGAUUCUGCAAUUGAGUCUGACCAUUUACAACAUGUGGGCAAGUAUUUAUAAGACUCAUACAUAACGCACAAGAGGAAAUUGAAACCAGUUUAAAAAAAUUAUUUUUCAUGAAAUUUAGCGAUUAUGUGUAAUGAAUAAUGCACUAAACUAUGUGCGAGACUAAUGGUUUCUUCAGAAGUAUUACAAUUUUAUUUGAUACCAGAUGCAAGUACUUGAGCAGAAUUACGGCUGAACACCGUUCAUUCAAUGCAUUUGCAGUGUUUUCACCCUAAACUCACAAUUAUUUCUACAAUAGACCACUCACAAAGUGUCAAUUAAAUUAACUGAUCAUAUAAUUAUAUUGCCACAGCAUGGUCUGAAUGUGGUUGAUAAGAAAUGAGCUAGAUAUGAAAUGAGCUAUAAAUGUAAGUUUGCUAAUAGAGCGGAGCGACAGGUCUAAUGUAAUUUUUACCUUUUUAUCAAUGUUGCCACUGGCAUAUCAAAACAGCCGAGCUUUAUGCUAAAAACAAUUGCUUUGGAAACAAUUUAGAUUGGACAUGAAUUUGCUUAAAGUUGUCAUUUAUUGACCUUGUUUGGGAAUGUUUUAUAAUCAUUAAAUUGUACCUUGAUUGUGAAUAAACAAUUUUAUUUGAUGUUUAUGGAACAGUUACAUCAGAACAUUCUAUUUGCAAUGUCCCUAUGUUCUAAUUUAUAUAUAUUUUUAUUACCUGGUAUUUUUUCAGUCAUCCAAAACAAGCAUGUUGGCCAAACAAUUGUUAUAUGAUUAAUUUAUGUAAUGUGACUGUAAAAUUCUCACCUAUUGAACUGGGAAUCACAAGUCCAGUUCUGAGUUUUGAUCUUAUUGACUGAGACCUAAUCAGACCAUUUAUAGAUGCACACCAAGAAUUGUUAGCGUUAGAUUAGCACAGCUUUAAACAGAUUGAAAGAAAUCCAUGUUAUAAAACAUUUUUUAAGCAUUAAAAAAAUCUUUUUUCUUUCUUUUUUUUUCUUAGAAAAACCUUUUAAGAACCUUUAGAAAAAACUUUUAAGAACCUGUAGUUUAAUAGUUCACCUGUUUUUUUUGUUGAGAUUUACGUUGUUUGCUUAUGCUGUUAUUGGCCCUUACUUUUACAAAGGGACAGCUAAAACGGCCCUCACUAUUUUUGAAGGGACAGUUUCACAGGUUUUGACAGGGAGAUUAGUUUUCUGAGAUUGUAAAAAAAUAUCUUUGAAAGAAAUAUAUAUGUGUUGUUUGAUUUCCUGGAAUAUGCCACUUCCGUAACAUACUCAAGUAAAAUUUACAACAUGAAGCAUUCCAAAUAUUAUAUAAUGUAAAUACAAUAUACAGAAUGUGUAUGUUUCCCAACCAAACGCAGUAUUUCAUGCGUACAGUUUUGAUGGAUUGUACGAAUUCCCAUAAUCAAGAAUAUAUUUAUUGAAAUAUGAAACUGUCCUUUAAAAGGACUACUCUUAAGAACUAUGCAUUUAAACUUUCUAAUCUCAGGUUUGUACCCAACAUUGUGCAUUGUACGCAGUGAUGAAAAAACACGUAAUUCCAUUUUGGUAAUCUAGCUUUACAUAACAUAUACAACGUAUGUGUAAAACGUUCAACCUAUGGAAACCAGCUGAAAUCCGCUAAAUAUCCUAAUUUAAACAAAUAAAUAUAGUGAAGACAUUUUCAGAUGAUUAAUAAAACAAAUUUGCAAGAUUUAAGAUAAUAUCAAGAGCUUUUGUGUAGUUUGUAAAGUGUACAAAUAUAUAACGAUUUACCGACAUGUUAUAUGUAUGUGUCAUACUUUUACUCGCUGACCUUGUAUCACUGCCUGGAUGGCAGUAAGAAAAUUCCUAUUUCGGCCAAAAUUGCUAUAUAUAUAUAUAUAUUAUGGUGUUUUUUUUAUUACGUGGCACAAAGUGAAAUCAUCACUGGACGACACGUCUCGUGUCAUUUUGUUCUCCCUAUUCAGAGGUCAAAUCACCUUUUGAGGUAUAAGGCCAAACAUAUCAAGCUUUAAACUUGCCGUAUCGACCUGAAAUUUGUCAAUUGCUUAUGGAUUUUUCUAUAAAAUUGUACACAUGUAAACCAUUAUAUGACGAUAUGUGACAUGUAAUACCUUUAUGUAACUUCGUCAUUAACCAGACAUAAAAAAAACGCUACCAAUAAUGACCACCGUGGGGAUACAGCGUCGCAUGUGUUUUCCGUCUCUCAAACUCAAAAAUCAAGGUCAUACUUAGAGAAGAAAUUUGGCCAAACAUAGAUUGAUUCUGACAUAAGUGGAGUAUUGAAACAAAAGCAGAAUGUUGAGCAUCCUUGCCGCAUGCGCAUGUGUCUUGUUUGUCAUUCAUCAAUAGCGGAUUGUUGAUAAUCUGGUUGCAUAUCGUAGAACUGUGAUCAGUAUUUGUUUCUUUUAAAUAAGUUAAAAAGGCGGUGCUCAUUCUUGUUAAGUGUAUAAGUGCUGACAUGGUAUCAUUCUAAUUUGUUAAGAUGUUCAACUGUUUGUGUAUUGAUGUAUACAAACAGUGGUGUGCCAGAGUUUGUACUCAAAUAGGCGAGUUUGACAACGAGAACGGUUGGAGAAGUUUGUAUCUAUUGAUGAGCAUGUUCUAAACGUGAACGGCGCCAUUUAAUCAACUGAAUUGUUUAAUAAAUGUAUUCAUGUUUAGCUUGAAAAUAUUGAACAUCGUUCAUUCUGAUUGUGUUGUCUGAACAAUAUUAUAUCUGUGUUUAAUCAGUGCAAAUGCUCGUGCAUGAAUUCCUAUUAAAGUUUUUGGCAUAAACUAAUGCUAUGAGCGUCAGAAAUGUUUCUUCCCUUAUUGAAACCUUUUAAUCAAAUUUUACAUAGCAGGUUAUAUAAUUGAUUCGUAUUUUAAAUCAUUUUCAUAAGGUAACAGGUACUUAAUUAAUUAGCAUUGUUGUAAGAUCAACGGAUGAUAUUUUGCUAGACAAGUUGUGUUUUCUUUUAGGGUUCUGUCAGAUAUUUCCUUAACUUCGACUGAGGCGUUAGUUUCAACAAAUUUUAAGCAAAUUACCGAUAGUUCAUGAUGGAAGAUUUGUUCAGCACUUCUUACUAGUAUGAAUAAAUUCUCAUUUUAUGUUG